Diceros bicornis minor is the source of this 4087-nucleotide messenger RNA. It is a transcript of the gene SEMA4C, whose product is annotated as semaphorin 4C. Gene Ontology annotation, biological process: semaphorin-plexin signaling pathway; positive regulation of cell migration; muscle cell differentiation. The transcript has 14 exons. Gene Ontology annotation, molecular function: chemorepellent activity; semaphorin receptor binding. Lineage: Eukaryota; Metazoa; Chordata; Mammalia; Perissodactyla; Rhinocerotidae. The record is from RefSeq and is a predicted model, not a curated record. Bases 934 to 3435 code for a protein of 833 amino acids.
AGAGGAACCCCUCUCGCACUCGCCGCCCGGUCCUCACUGUCUCCCGCCCCCGCCUGAGAGCGCCGCGGGGAGAACCCUCUUUAGACCGGAGCCGCCUCUGUUGUCCCACCGCCCCUCAGCCCGAGGGCUAGUGUCUCCUAGGAGGCUGUGCGACGAACAGGAUGAGGCCCUGGUCAUUUCCACGCCCAUCCCGCCCACUUCCUGCCUCCCUUCUUGGGCAACAAAGGGGCCUCGGGAAGCUGGGCCCCUUCGGCUGCCGGCACCACUUCAGCCCUGCUGAUGUGGAACGGGGUUUUGGGCUCUGCCUGGCUAUUGUCUGCGCUGGGGGAGGGGAAAGGCUGGGGCCAGGACCCCCGCACGCCUGCUGCACCAAGUACCCCCUGGGGAAGGCUUUUCCAACCGCCUACCCCACCACUUGCCCCCUCACCCUGCUAAGGGGUUUGCGUCCCAGAAUUAGAUCUUGGGGCAGGCUGGAGCCCCAGUGGGGGCAGGUCUUGCUUCCAGAGGUUAUUUUAAGAAAUCCUCGAAUCUCUUAGGCCUGAGUGUGGGGGAUGGGGGUCCCCUUUUUAUUUUCUCAAACAACUUCCUGUUGAGGAGAGGGAGUGGGGGAGGGCCUGGAGGCCACAGAGCGUUUCUUGGAGUGUCCACUCCUCCAGCUGAUUCCGUUCCUCCCCCUCCCCUCAGGGAGACCCCGUGGUCCUGUGGAGGCUUGUGGAGGGGCGGAAGGGGAGUAGGUCUCUGCUCCAAGGACAAGGGGAAGGGAGGAAUUCAUGGGGGCUCCUGGGGAGGCCUGAUCAGGUCUUGUGUCUGUCAGUGCCUCCUGGCAUGGGCUUUGUGGGCCCCCUUCCAGUUUGUUUUCUCUGGCUGUGAUUCUGACGCUGUCUUUUCCCCCAGCAGGGCAGCUGGCCUGGAGCUUAGAGCCAGGGGUGUGCCAUGGCCCCACACUGGGCUAUCUGGCUGCUGACAGUGGGGCUGUGGGGCCUGGGCAUUGGGGCUGAGGUGUGGUGGAACCUGGUGCCCCGGAAGACAGUAUCUUCUGGGGAGCUGGCCACAGUGGUGCAGCGCUUCUCCCAAACGGGCAUCCAGGAUUUCCUCACGCUGACCCUGACCGAGCAGAAUGGGCUUCUGUACGUGGGGGCCCGGGAGGCCCUGUUUGCCUUCAGCGUGGAGGCUCUGGAGCUGCAAGGAGUGAUCUCGUGGGAGGCACCAGCUGAGAAGAAGGCUGAGUGUAUCCAGAAAGGGAAGAGUAACCAGACGGAGUGUUUCAACUUCAUCCGCUUCCUACAGCCAUACAACACAUCCCACCUGUACGUCUGUGGCACCUACGCCUUCCAGCCCAAGUGCGCCUACAUCGACAUGCUCACCUUCACUUUGGAGCGCGGAGAGUUUGAGGAUGGGAAGGGGAAGUGUCCCUAUGACCCAGCUAAGGGCCACACUGGCCUCCUUGUGGAUGGCGAGCUGUACUCAGCCACGCUCAACAACUUCCUGGGCACGGAGCCUGUUAUCCUGCGUAACAUGGGGCCCCACCACUCCGUGAAGACGGAGUACCUAGCCUUCUGGCUCAAUGAACCUCACUUUGUAGGCUCAGCCUACGUUCCGGAGAGCGUGGGCAGCUUCACGGGGGACGAUGACAAGGUCUACUUCUUCUUCAGCGAGCGAGCGGUGGAGUACGACUGCUACGCGGAGCAGGUGGUGGCUCGCGUAGCCCGCGUCUGCAAGGGAGACAUGGGGGGCGCGCGGACCCUGCAGCGGAAGUGGACCACGUUCCUGAAGGCGCGGCUGGUGUGCUCGGCCCCCGACUGGCAGCUCUACUUCAACCAGCUGCAGGCGCUGCACACCCUGCAGGACGCCUCUUGGCACAACACCACCUUCUUUGGGGUUUUUCGGGCACGAUGGGGCGAUGUGGACCUGUCAGCAGUCUGCGAGUACCAGUUAGAAGAGAUCCAGAGGGUGUUCGAGGGUCCCUACAAGGAGUACCGUGAGCAGGCCCAGAAGUGGGCCCGCUACACCGACCCAGUACCCACCCCACGGCCCGGCUCGUGCAUCAGCAACUGGCACCGGCGGCACGGCUACACCAGUUCUCUGGAGCUGCCCGAUAACACCCUCAACUUCAUCAAGAAGCACCCACUGAUGGAGGAGCAGGUGGGGCCUCGGUGGGGCCGGCCCCUACUCGUGAAGAAGGACACCAACUUCACUCACCUCGUAGCUGACCGCGUCACCGGGCUUGACGGAGCCACAUAUACAGUGCUGUUCAUUGGCACAGGUGACGGCUGGUUGCUCAAGGCCGUGAGCCUGGGGCCCUGGGUCCACCUGAUCGAGGAGCUGCAGGUGUUUGACCAGGAGCCUGUGGAAAGCCUGGUCCUAUCCCGGAGCAAGAAGCUGCUCUUUACGGGCUCCCGCUCUCAGCUGGUUCAGCUGCCCCUGGCCGACUGCAUGAAGUAUCGCUCCUGUGCAGACUGUGUCCUCGCUCGGGACCCCUACUGUGCCUGGAGUGUCAACACCAGCCGCUGUGUGGCCGUGGGUGGCCACUCUGGAUCCCUGCUGAUCCAGCAUGUGACAGUCUCAGACACUUCGGGCAUCUGUAACCUCCGUGGCAAUAAGAAAGUCAGGCUCACGCCCAAAAACAUCACGGUGGUGGCGGGCACAGACCUAGUUUUGCCCUGCCGCCUCUCUUCCAACCUCGCCCACGCCCGCUGGACCUUUGGGGGCCGAGACCUGCCUGCGGAACAGCCCGGCUCCUUCCUUUAUGAUGCCCGACUACAGGCCUUGGUCGUGAUGGCCGCCCAGCCCCGCCACGCCGGGGCGUACCACUGCUUUUCGGAGGAGCAGGGGGCACGGCUGGCUGCUGAAGGCUACCUGGUGGCUGUGGUGGCAGGCCCGUCAGUGACCCUGGAGGCCCGGGCACCCCUUGAAAACCUCGGGCUGGUGUGGCUGGCUGUGGUGGCCCUGGGGGCCGUGUGCCUGGUGCUGCUGCUGCUGGUUUUGUCACUGCGCCGGCGGCUGCGGGAGGAGCUGGAGAAAGGUGCCAAGGCGGCGGAGAGGACCCUGGUGUACCCUCUGGAGCUGCCCAAGGAGCCCACCAGUUCCCCCUUCCGGCCUGGCCCCGAGACAGAUGAGAAACUCUGGGAUCCUGUCGGCUACUACUACUCGGACGGCUCCCUCAAGAUCGUGCCUGGGCACGCCCGGUGCCAGCCCGGGGGUGGGCCCCCUUCUCCGCCUCCUGGCAUCCCCGGCCAGCCCCUGCCUUCUCCAACCCGGCUUCACCUGGGGGGUGGGCGGAACUCAAAUGCCAACGGUUAUGUGCGCUUACAACUGGGGGGGGAGGACCGGGGAGGGCUCGGGCACCCCCUGCCAGAGCUCGCUGAUGAGUUGAGGCGCAAACUGCAGCAGCGCCAGCCACUGCCGGACUCCAACCCCGAGGAGUCCUCGGUAUGAGGGGAGCCCCCACCGCGGCCGCGGGCGCAGCGUGGGAGGUGCACCUCCUGCUUUUGCACAGGCACCAGCUACCUCAGGGACAUGGCGCGGGCACCUGCUCUGCCUGGGACAGACCCUGCCCGGCACCCGCCCGGCCAUGAGGACCUGCUCUGCUCAGCACAGGCACUGCCACUUGGUGUGGCUCACCAGGGCACCAGCCUCACAGAAGGCAUCUUCCUCCUCUCCGUGAGGGGCUGUGAAUCACGGACACACGGGACCCCAGCAGCGAAAACUUUUCAAGGCAGAAGUUGGAGGUGUGGGUGUGUUUGUGUAUGUGUGUGUGUGUGUCUGUGUGUAUGUGACAUAGUCUUCCUUUCUGUCGCAUCCUCCCUUGCAGAUGCGGGUGUGUUUGUGUGUAGAUAUGUGUGCGUGUAUGUGAGACAGUCUUCCUUUCUGUCGAGGCUUCCCUUGGCCUGGGGUCCUCCUGGUGAGUCAUUGGAGCUAUGAAGGGGAAGGGGUCGUAUCACUUUGCCUCUCCUACCCGCCCCUGUCCCCAGUGUGGGGCAGCGAUGUACAUAUGGGGGUGGGCUGGGCAGGGUGCUGUGGGCCCCUUUGGGAGGAGUGCAGGGCUCUGGGGUGGGCCUAGUGCUGCUCCUAGGGCUGUGAAUGUUUC